AUGGGUUCCGAUGAUCAUUCAGGAGGUUUCUCCUUUGUUGAUGCAGAUGUGUGGUACCAUUCCAUAAGUAAGAUCAUUGCCUUAUGUGCUGUGGCCUUACUCGUCAAUUUACUCUUCGUCUAUGCCUGUACUACUUACAGACGCCAAACUAGAGAAAGAGAAAGAGAAAGAGAAGCUGCUCUGUCGUCCUCAUCCAUUAAUUAUGGAGGAAUCUCAUCGGUCACACAAUUGGUGGACCUCUCUCGCCUCACACCACCCAUUGAAAACAUUCUCCAUCCAUCGGUCAUCGCUUCACUACCCACCUUCGUCUACAAAGUUGGCCACCUCCAUACCAAGUUUGACACAGUAGUAGAAUGUGCGGUUUGCUUGAACAAGUUUGAGGAAGGAGACAUGAUAAAGCUAAUACCUACCUGUAACCAUAUGUUUCACUUACAAUGCAUCAAUACCUGGCUCCGCUCACACUCCACAUGCCCCAUCUGCCGUUCUGCUGUACAAGCCGCCUCCACUGCAGAGGGUACAUCUCAUGAUGCUUCUUCACAAACUACUUCCAAGGACGACCAGCUGGAACCCAACAUGAUCACUAUAGAUGGUCGACGACGGCAGGAAACUGAUGAGGUUUGA
This is a messenger RNA of Telopea speciosissima, 621 nucleotides long. Its product is annotated as RING-H2 finger protein ATL5-like. The coding region runs from base 1 to 621 and encodes 206 amino acids. Lineage: Eukaryota; Viridiplantae; Streptophyta; Magnoliopsida; Proteales; Proteaceae. The record is from RefSeq and is a predicted model, not a curated record. The transcript has a single exon. Gene Ontology annotation, biological process: protein ubiquitination.